AUGUCUCACAUAACGUAUGUCGAGAUUCGUCGAUAUCUCCCUCAAGGAGUCAAGCGGAUCAUUGCGCAUGGCGGUGGCUGCUGGAUUGGCGAAGUCGACGCAACGACGGUCCUCAAGUAUCCUCACACUCGUGACGAGAUGAGAUGGAUUCAGAUCGAAGCCAAGAUUCUCAGUGUUCUCGGACACCAUCCUCGUAUCGUCCAGUCCAAAGGCCUAACGAAAGACAGUCUUCUCCUAGAGUUUGCCCCAAAUGGCAAUCUACACGACUACCUCAUAGCUCACCCAGAGCUGGCCGACUUCCAGGGCCAGUGCUUCUCUGCUAACGGCGAUAUCCUUCUUAACGCGCUCUCUGUCGAAUCUACUAAGGCAUACCUACCCCGAACACCAGCGGAUUAUGCAAACAUGAGGACGGAUCUGUUCGCCCUCGGAAGUGUCAUCUACUUCAUCAUAAUGGGGCAUGAGGUGUUCCCCUGGACAAGUCCAAAGACGAAGACAAAAUCGAGCGUCGAUUCCGCGCCGGCGUAUUUCCCACUGAUGCAUGCGUAUGCGCUGCUAUCACCGCAAAAAUGCUGGAAACAACUCUACUCGUCGGCACCACAAGUUCUGGCCGACUUAGAGGCUGUGCGGGAAGCCGUCGCUCGCGGCGAGACGCCAGAUUCUGUUUCGGAUGGGCACGCUCCGCCCCCAGCGACAUCGUGGCUGAGCGGCCUCUGCGACGAUGCGCAGAGGUUGAAGGUACCCCCGCCAUAUCGCCAGCUCGUAGGCUUUGAUUGA
Ilyonectria robusta is the source of this 774-nucleotide messenger RNA. RefSeq lists its product as uncharacterized. Bases 1 to 774 code for a protein of 257 amino acids. The transcript is spliced from 2 exons. The record is from RefSeq and is a predicted model, not a curated record. Lineage: Eukaryota; Fungi; Ascomycota; Sordariomycetes; Hypocreales; Nectriaceae.